UUUCGUUACGAGUACGAUACGGUGCAUGACAUAUUGAACUGGUUGUAUCAGAAUUAACCGGCACUGAGUAGAUCGCGAGGUAAAAAUCUUCAAAAAUGAAGGAAAAACUUCCGGAGACGAUAAAUUUUCCAAAGGAAGAGGAGCUCGUAUUGGAAUUGUGGAAAAAACUAAAUACUUUUCAAAAUUGCUUGAAACAAUCGAAAGGAAAACCGAAAUAUACGUUUUAUGAUGGCCCACCUUUUGCUACUGGUUUGCCACAUUACGGUCAUAUACUUGCUGGCACAAUAAAAGAUAUUGUAACACGAUACGCUCAUCAAUCUGGUUUUUAUGUGGAAAGAAGAUUUGGUUGGGACACUCAUGGUUUACCUGUCGAGUUUGAAAUAGAUAAGACAUUGGACAUAAAAGGUCCUGACGAUGUUGCUAAAAUGGGAAUAGCGAAUUAUAAUAAAGAAUGUAGAAAUAUUGUAAUGCGGUAUGCAGCAGAAUGGGAAAUGAUUGUGACUAGAAUCGGAAGAUGGAUAGAUUUUAAGAAUGAUUACAAAACAUUAUAUCCCUGGUAUAUGGAAUCUGUCUGGUGGGUUUUCAAGGAGCUAUAUAAUAAGGGUCUUGUGUAUCAGGGUGUUAAAGUAAUGCCUUUUUCUACAGGCUGUAACACACCGCUGUCCAAUUUUGAAUCAGGACAAAAUUACAAAGAUGUUGUCGACCCUUCUGUAGUUGUAUCUUUUCCUCUGGUAGAUGAGCCAGGUAUUUCUAUUCUUGCUUGGACCACCACUCCUUGGACUCUACCUAGCAACAUGGCACUUUGUUGUAAUCCUAAUUUUGAAUACAUAGAAGUUAAAGAUCAUUCUUCCGACAAUGUAUACAUUAUAUUGGAAUCUAGUUUAGAACUUAUAUAUAAAUCUUCAGAUGCAUAUACUGUACAACGUAAGAGGAAAGGAUCUGAUUUAAAGGGAAAGAUAUACAAACCACCUUUUCCAUAUUUUCAAAAUUUAAGGGAGAAAGGUGCUUUUGUAGUAUUAAACGAUACGUAUGUUACUGCAGAAACUGGUACAGGUAUUGUUCAUCAAGCUCCCUAUUUUGGCGAAGAUGACUAUCGAUGUUGUUUAGCAGCUGGUAUUAUAACAAAAGAUCAAGAAAUUAUAUGUCCUAUCGAUAGUUGUGGAUGUUUUAUAGAACCGGUUCAUGAUUUUGCUGGAAAAUACGUAAAAGAUGCAGACAAAGAAAUAAUCAAAUACCUACAGGCAAAUAAAAGAUUAAUACAGAGCAGUACGACUAAGCACAGUUAUCCAUAUUGCUGGCGAUCCGAUACUCCGUUGAUUUAUAAAGCUGUACCGUCGUGGUUCAUUAGAGUAGAAGCUAUAAAAGAUCAGCUAAUAACAGCAAACAGUAAUACUUACUGGGUACCAGAUUCUGUGAAAGAAAAACGAUUUGGUAACUGGUUAAGAGAUGCACGCGAUUGGGCUAUUAGCAGAAAUCGUUAUUGGGGUAAUCCAAUCCCUUUGUGGAUUUCAGAAGAUGGACAAGAGAUUGUAUGUAUAGGAAGUAUUGCAGAAUUAGAAAGAUUAACGAACACAAAAGUGACAGACAUUCAUAGAGAAAGCAUAGAUGAUUUAACUAUACCCUCAAAUCGACCGGGAUAUCCACCUUUACGACGUGUACCCGAAGUCUUUGAUUGCUGGUUCGAGUCCGGUUCUAUGCCGUUUGCACAAAUGCACUAUCCUUUUGAAUGCAAGAAAGAAUUUGAAGAUCAUUUCCCGGCUGACUUUAUCGGGGAAGGUAUCGAUCAAACUCGUGGAUGGUUCUAUACUCUUUUAGUUAUAUCAACUGCACUUUUCAAAAAAGCUCCAUUUAAAAAUCUUGUCGCCAAUGGUUUGAUUCUGGCAUCCGAUGGACAAAAAAUGUCAAAACGUAAAAAGAAUUAUCCGGAUCCUAUAGAAAUUGUCGAUAAGUAUGGAGCAGAUGCUUUGCGUUUGUACUUAAUUAAUUCCCCUGUUGUAAGGGCUGAAAAUCUACGAUUCAAAGAGGAGGGAGUAAGAGAUGUUAUAAAAGAUAUAUUUCUACCUUGGUACAAUGCAUUUAGAUUCUUACUACAGAAUAUUGAACGAUUUGAAAGAGAAGAGGAAACUACUUUUGUAUACGAUAAAACGAAAAACGAACGUUCUAAUAAUAUAAUGGAUAGGUGGAUUAUAUCUUUUACACAAACGUUACUGCAGUUUGUUAAACAAGAAAUGCAGUCUUACAAAUUAUACACUGUAGUACCACACUUGGUAAAAUACAUAGAUAAUCUAACUAAUUGGUAUGUGAGAAUGAACAGAAAACGUAUAAAAGGUGACGGCGGUGCAACUGAUUGUCGGCAAGCGUUAAAUACUUUAUUCUCUGUUCUUUACACCAUGGUGUGUAUAAAUGCACCCUUUACACCGUUUUUAACAGAAUUUAUGUUCCAACGUUUAACGAAAAUACUUUCACCAUCUAAAACUAACAUGGAGAGUGUUCACUAUCAAAUGGUACCAGAGUCCUGUUUACAAUUAAUCGAUGAAAAUAUUGAAAAAGCAGUAUCAUACAUGCAAACUGUAAUUGAAUUAGGACGCGUUGUAAGAGAUAGGAAAACAAUUCCUGUCAAAUAUCCGUUACCAGAGCUCGUAGUAAUUCACCAAGAUGCUACAAUACUAGAAGAAAUAAUCUCUUUAAAGUCAUACAUUCUUGAAGAACUUAAUGUAAAGGAGUUAACAGUUACUACGGACAAACAAAAAUAUGGUGUUAUACUAAGAGCAGAACCAGAUCACAAAAUACUUGGAUCACGCCUAAAGGCUGAAUUCAAGUCUGUUACUCAAGCUAUUAAAGAACUUUCCGAUGAACAACUACAAACAUUUGUUACAACAAAUGAGAUUAUUGUACAGGGUCAUAAAUUAGAAAAGCAAGAUUUACGUUUGAUGUUUAGUUUCACAGGCCCAGCUGCUGAACAAUUAUCUAAGCAAUAUGAAGCUCAUAGCGAAGGAAAUGUUUUAAUUUUGUUGGAUGUCACUCCUGACGAAAGUAUGCAUAAUGAAGGAAUAGCUAGGGAAGUAAUCAAUAGGAUUCAAAAAUUGCGGAAGAAAGCUCAGUUGGUUCCAUCGGACGAGGCAAUUGCAUAUUAUGAAAUUCAAGAUAGAGAUAGUACCUUAGCAAAAGUAAUCGUUAGUCAUAAAAGUUUUAUUGAAAAUGCGACUAAAACACCCCAAGAAGAUUCACUUAAAAUGCCAAGUAACGCAAGCGUAAUCAUAGAGAAAACAGAAAGUAUUAAGGGAAUGGACAUGAAACUUACUUUAGUAAAAACUAUGCGCCAAGUUCAAAAUAACAAAACAGAAACGGAAACUUUGUUAAAAUAUGUAAAUGUUGAACUUCUAAAUAUAAAACCAAGAUUCGGUGCAACCAGUUGCUUAGGAACUAUUUUAUUACAAACUCCAAAAUCACUUACUCCAAUUUCAUACGAACAAUUAAAGCGAGAAAUUGAACUAAUAUUUGGUAUUCACGGUUGUUUUUAUGACUUGUAUAUCAACAAUGAGCCGAUGCUGGAAUUAAGUGAUAUAUCAUUAUUACAUAAAGAAACGAUAAAAGUAAGAAAAGUUGGCUCAUCAGAAAUAUUGUCACCAUCUGCGACAUUAACAAAUCCUGUUUGUAAAUUUGUUAAUAUAAAUAGUGCUGCAGGUAAAGGUACCAUUUUAUUAGAAAACCCGAAAGGGAAUUUUAAUUUCGAUCACGCGAUGUUAAAGCAACGAUUACAUCUUUUCUUUGAUCACACAAGUAUUUCUGAACCUUUACCUGCAAUAUUAUGCCAAUUAAAUGGAAAAACUUUGGAACUAAGUUAACUUUCGUUUAAAAAAUCAGUUUAUUUAUUUACUUUCUAUUCGUGUAAGUACAUCCUCCCAGAAUAUUUGUCAGGGUUAAAUGAUUAAAUAUAAAUUUCAGCUUGUUAACUUUGUGUACAAAGUAAUUACUUAUUUAUUUAACAUCAAAGACUUUGUAUGUUGUUAGUUUUAUCU
Molecule: messenger RNA, 4019 nt
Organism: Colletes gigas
Lineage: Eukaryota; Metazoa; Arthropoda; Insecta; Hymenoptera; Colletidae
Gene: IleRS
Product: isoleucine--tRNA ligase, cytoplasmic
Exons: 1
Coding region: 96-3845 (1249 amino acids)
Biological process (GO): isoleucyl-tRNA aminoacylation
Molecular function (GO): isoleucine-tRNA ligase activity; aminoacyl-tRNA deacylase activity; tRNA binding
Source: RefSeq, a predicted model, not a curated record